This is a messenger RNA of Apodemus sylvaticus (European woodmouse), 969 nucleotides long. RefSeq names its product translation initiation factor IF-2-like. The record is from RefSeq and is a predicted model, not a curated record. Lineage: Eukaryota; Metazoa; Chordata; Mammalia; Rodentia; Muridae. Bases 1 to 969 code for a protein of 322 amino acids. The transcript has 2 exons.
AUGGUCGCCGUGCAGGCGCGGGGGAGGGCAGUAGCAGACACGGUUGGGGACCGGAACGACUCAGGGCAGAGUGGAGGAGAGGUUCAGAGUCCCGCGGCCAGACUAGGAGGGGAGAUGGGGGAGGGGGACAGUGGAGCUGCAGACGGGGGUUGGGUGAGCUCUGGGCAGACUCUGUUCGGGCCGGAGGAGAAUUACCGAAGACGGGCUCACGGAGCACCCCGAGUGCAGGCACUCGGGACCGCGCGCGAGGGUUCGGUGCGGGGCCGGCCGGGGUCUGGGGCCGAACACUCACCUGGGCGCCGUCAGCAGCAGGAGCGGGGGCCGGCGCUGGUGGAGGCGGCCGCGGGGCGCAAGUUUGCCAUCCCUAAGGCGGGGGCCGGGCCGGGCGCAGGGCAGCUCGCCGCAGCCGCGCCGAGGCCCGAGGCUCCCGCUCCGCCGAGCGGCGGGUGCAGAGCGAGCGCCGCGGAGCUGCACGGGGCGGGCGGGCGGGCGCCGGGCCGGGCGCGGGCUCCUGCCGCCGCCGCCUCCUCGCCGCGCCGCCCCCCGCUCCCCGCCCCGAGCACCACCCGCGCCGCGCCGCGCGCCGCCUCCUAUUCGCGGGCGGCGGCCGCAGCCCCAGCCUCUGAUCGCCGGUGCCGCAUCCUCCUCUCUGCCUCCCAGCGCCGCCGCUACCACCGAACCGGAUUCCUCCGGCCGCUCCGGCCGCUGCCCGCAGCGCGCGCCGGGCCGAGUGACGGCCGAGGCGGGACGCGGCGCCUGCGCGGGCCGGGCCCGGGAGGGGGCGCGCGCCGGGCCGGGCGCGAGGAGCCGCGGGAGAAGGGGCGGGGGGGGGGGCGGGGGCGACGCGCGCCGCCUCCUGUUAAAGGGGGAGCAGCGCCAGCCGAGCCAAGCGCGCCCUCCCCCUCCCCACCCUGGGCCCCAGGCGCCGGCGCGGGAGAAGCCCGGGGUAAGCCCCCACCCUGCCUGUGA